GCUGCCAUGCGCUCGUCAGAUCAGAUUUCAAUAAACAAUUGCAUGCACAUUUCCCGCACAAAACACUCGUCGUGCGGUUGCGAAAUUCGUGGCACAGUUUUUGCUCAUCAUUUGUAGCACACACACACACGCUCUCGUAAAAAAUGUGCAUUGUGCAGUGGUAAUCAAUUGUUUGUGACGAUGGUACGAAAGUAAACAGAACGGCUCUGUGUGUGCGAAUACGAGUGUGCGCGCGUGUGUGUGUGUGUAGUUUGAUGGUCGUGUGUGGGUGUGGAUUCUAAUCAAAAUAGUCGCGAAACAAUGGACCAAUUGUUACGCCGUCUCAACCUUGUGAUCGCGCAGAGCAUUGUUUAACCGGAAGCGACCUGCUUCGGUCCCGUAGGUGACGAACUGGUAAAACUGGUGCAUCCUCCAACAAUUUGCUCAUCAAAGCCGAUCGGCUGAUGGUGUGGUCAUUCCGCACCGACGUGAUUUUUUCGCACUGAUUGAGAUACUGGGAACUGGUUGAAUGUUUUGUUUGGCUAGCGGUCAAAAGUGUCGCGCAAGUGUUGACGCAUGAUUUUAGUGAAUUCUGGAACCCCGAAAAAGCAUAACUCCGUGUGAAAAUUGUGCGUAAAGUGAGAUAACUAUCGCCGGUAGUGCCCUGUCCAUCGUGUCCAGCCUAGUUGAAGCGCACACUGUUGCCGGUCGCUAAAUGAGUAGAGCGCUUUUUGUCAUUCCGCAACGCUUGCUAUCAAUCGUCCGAUGUAACCAGGUUUCAUUGAUAACGCGCCAUUCGAGCAAAAUGAGCGAACAAACGGAGAGUAACAUUGUGAAGGGUGCUGAUAGUUGGUUCAACAAAUACACCACGGUAGAAAGUUCUCCCGAGGGCACGUUUAAGGGGGUGAAGGAUCGGUUCAAUGGCAUCACGGUUGACUCUAGCAUGGAAACCUGCAGUCUCGAUAGUUUUCCAACCGUGCUGAAACGUUCCCUAGAGCAUUGGAUUGAAGGUAAACACCGAGGCAUUUGGUUCAAAGUCCAUUUGUCCGCCGCCAGUUGGAUACCGGAACUAGUUGAUAAUGGAUUCCAAUUCCAUCAUGCCAAAAAUACGUUCGUGAUGCUGUAUCGCUGGCUGCCGACGGAUGAAUCGGCAAACAUUCCACCGUACUCGCAUACGAUGGUCGGUGUCGGUGCGCUUGUCAUGAACGAUCGGAAUCAGGUGCUGGUGGUAAGCGAAAACAAUGCCUUAAUUGUCGGAUCAUGGAAGCUACCGGGAGGCUAUGUGGAACCCAAUGAGAAUUUUAUCGACGCCGCUAUUCGGGAAGUGGCGGAGGAAACGAACAUUCGAACCCAGUUCGAAUCGGUCAUCUCGAUUCGACACGCACACGGGGCCGGUUUCGGCUGUUCCGAUCUAUACAUCGUAAUGGCACUGAAGCCACUAUCGGAAGAGAUAACCAAGUGCAAUCGCGAGAUUGCCAAAUGUGAGUGGAUGGAUGUAAACGAGUACUUGCACCAUCCGAAGGUGCAUGAAACGAAUCGGAAUUUCGUCCGUACGUACCUGGAGUACCAGCGGCUCGGUUUACGCAUCGACUGUACCGAGGAAAUGCACCAAGUGCUGAGAAAGCGGUACAACAUUUACUCAAUUGCCAAAGUACCCGUGGGUGGACAGGCUGACAGCAGUGCUAGCAGCAACAGCACCACCAGCACGUUAAAGUUAUAGCGAUCGAGGAAGCGAUCGAUGAGCAACGUUAGCCCACACCGUUGGUGGAACAGGUAUGUUGUUACGCGAUGGCUAUGACGCAAUGCAAUUCAGUUGGUAUGUCCUUGUUUUACCAAAAAUUAUAUCUGCUGCUGCUGUGGAUAUGAA
Anopheles stephensi (Asian malaria mosquito) is the source of this 1846-nucleotide messenger RNA. RefSeq names its product nudix hydrolase 8. Lineage: Eukaryota; Metazoa; Arthropoda; Insecta; Diptera; Culicidae. The coding region runs from base 695 to 1699 and encodes 334 amino acids. Gene Ontology annotation, molecular function: ADP-ribose diphosphatase activity; NADH pyrophosphatase activity; NAD binding. The record is from RefSeq and is a predicted model, not a curated record. The transcript is spliced from 5 exons.